GAUCGUGAUAAGCACCGUUCUAGAGAAGUCUGGCAGCCGACUGAUCGACCCACACUCACAAACUUUAUCGACUUCUUGAAAUACAUUUAAAAGGGCAUUGAUUUGAAAGGAGCCAAGCAGACGGAGUGCUCUCGACGUAAGCAUUUGUGUGGUUCACACACACACACUGGCUCAGAGACUGUAAAAGAAAAUUACCUUGGGUUCUUUCCGCUGCUGGACCUGAAACAGUUUCAGUCCCCAGCUUUUAUUAAAAAGGAUCUUACUGCUUGUUCUGAACAGGAACAAAAGAAACUGCAGUUGAAGGCGCUGGAAACCUGUCAACAAGCCACUUAUGCUUUAGCAGAAGUUUACAAAUUCUCCCUGAACUUCCAAUAUUUGGACGUAUCUGCAAUGGUCACAUACAGUAAGUUUGACGGGAUGAGCCGUCCUGUCGAUGUCCCGGCACAAAGACUCUCUUACCGACUGAAGACUUUUUCUUCCAAAAACGAGUACAACCUGAUUGUGAACACUGUGCGGAAACUAAAAGAGAGUGGUUUUUACUGGAGUACAAUGAAUGGGGGGGAGGCGAACAUCCUUCUUAGCCCCGAACCAGUUGGAACUUUUCUAAUAAGGGACAGCUCGGACAAUAGGCAUUUCUUUACGCUUAGUGUUAAAACGGAAUCGGGUACCAAGAAUCUGAGGAUACAAUGUGAGAAUUGCUCGUUUUUCCUGCAAACGGACCCUAAGAGCACCCAAACCGUUCCUAAGUUUGACUGUGUGUUAAAACUGAUCCACCAUUAUAUGCCUUCAAAAUCUACAGACUCAGGGAAUGUGAAGAGAGUUUAUUUCAUUUACUCUGGAGGUGACAAAAUUCCUUUGGUGCUCUCCAGACCCCUCUCAUCUAGUGUUUCAACACUUCAGCACCUGUGCAGGAAAACUGUAAACGGACAUAUGGAGGUAUCUGGUAAAGUCCAAGAUUUGCCUAUGCCUGUCAGACAGUUCCUCAAGGAUUAUGAUGCUCCUGUAUAAUCCUGAAAUUGCCAUAUGAACUCUUGAAGAACCACAUAGCCUGUUGGCUGGAUAUUUAAGCUUGAAGAAACAGAAACAUUUGCACUCAUUUUUUAUUUAUAAAAAGUUUCAAUAAUUUAUAAUAAAAUGCACUAUUUUUAAUGACGACAAAAUUGCAUGCUUCGUUUCUGAAAUAUGUCGUGUUGCUGGUAGUGCUUUUCAACCAGAUAGUGUUUAAAACAUAUAGUUCAAAACGUGUCGGACAAAGUGGAGUUCGAAAUGUAUAUAUCCCUUAUUGCGUUUCCCUUUGUCAGAUUCGCCCAAACACUAUCAUGUAAAAAGCACAAUCUGCUUUCAACUAGCCUAUAAUGUCAUCCAGUUCCAUUAUUUAAGGGCCAACUUCAUAUAACUCCUUAGCAUGUUACGAGAAAAAAAAGUUGUUCUCUACAUAACUCCUCGUUCAAUGUCAGUUGGAAUAAUAUUUGCAUCCCUUAUGAUUGUGGGGCCUAAGGUAGCUAGUAUAUUAAACUAUUUUAAAACACACUACUAUAGUAACAUUUCAUUAGGAUAUUCAAAUACUGCACAUUUUUAACUGUUUUUACAGCACUGUAGUUAAACUAUGCUGAUAUUCAGACAGAUGCAAAUACUCAAGGAUGAAUGUCACCAUGUUUAAAGAGGUUUGGGCCUGUGCAUUGUUUGAACCAUUUCAAGUGCUGCUGUUUUCUGCAAAGGUUUCUCUGAAACAGACAGACUAUUGACUUUCAUUCAAAGCACCACCCCAUCUGUUUUCACACAUUUAUUUCCUGUGAUGCUUAACUAGUGGCUAGAGUUUUGCAUAAACAUUUAAUUGUGCUUUCUAUGAAUAAGAAGGAUCUCUUACAUAGUUAGAAAGGAAUAAAGAUAUUGUGUAUUCAGCAUAUAUAAUUUUAGUGAUAAGCACUAAAUUGGAUUCUAAACAAUUUAUGUAAAUCGUUUGCAUUCAAAAUCUAUGUUUAAAAAUACAUUUAAAUUGAUAAUUCACAGAAAAAUAUCCAAAUUUAGCUGCAUUUAGCACAUGAUAUUUAAUGGACUCAAGCAGAACCCCUAGAACACCAUUAUCAUAACGCCUGUGGCAUUUGGAAAUGUGCAUGUGAUUCCAUUAAAAUGCUGUCCAAUUUGCAAAUCUUUCAUUCAGUAUAGCUUCAAAAGCCUCUUAAAAGCCUAUCGCAAUAAAGUAGAAUCUUCUAUGCAAUCUCUUUUUAUGGUUGUACUAAGUGUUUAAAGGCUGAGUUUGUAAUGAAAGCUAUAACUUACAAUGAACUCAGCUGGUUUGACCAUGAAGCAAGUGCUUGUAACAGCAGGUUGUUAUCCAUAAACAGCUGAAAGCCUCAUUCAUUGGUAUGAUGAAGAUGAUUAUACUCAAAUCAAUAGCUGUUCUCCCAAGCCCUCAGCAAUGUAAUCCCCUUCAUCUAGGGCAGCAACAUCAGUCAAUUCUGGCUUGAUGGAAAUGUGUUCUUUUGAAAUCAAUUUAUGCUUGUGCCAGUAAUCACUUGCCACUAUAUGCGCAAAUGUGAAUGACUGGGAAUACUGAUAAAUUUAAAUAGCUGUGGUUGUGUGGUUUGAUUGUGUACACUGCAUAAGCUUUUCCACUGUGCUGUAAGAAUAUAUCAUCCAAUUUAACAAGCACUGGAAAUGUAAAGACAUUAUUAAAUAUCUAAUCUAUCUCAAAAUAUUAAUUUUCCUAGAGAAAAUUAUGGUCGUCUAGAUUUAGAAAACAUAUUAGAAACCGCAGACUCA
Messenger RNA from Stegostoma tigrinum, 2763 nucleotides. It is a transcript of the gene socs3b, whose product is annotated as suppressor of cytokine signaling 3b. Gene Ontology annotation, cellular component: phosphatidylinositol 3-kinase complex. The coding region runs from base 391 to 1008 and encodes 205 amino acids. Gene Ontology annotation, molecular function: 1-phosphatidylinositol-3-kinase regulator activity. Gene Ontology annotation, biological process: phosphatidylinositol phosphate biosynthetic process; intracellular signal transduction. The transcript has 2 exons. The record is from RefSeq and is a predicted model, not a curated record. NCBI's taxonomy places the organism in Eukaryota, Metazoa, Chordata, Chondrichthyes, Orectolobiformes, Stegostomatidae.